Messenger RNA from Tripterygium wilfordii, 1230 nucleotides. Its product is annotated as ribulose-phosphate 3-epimerase, chloroplastic. Gene Ontology annotation, molecular function: metal ion binding; D-ribulose-phosphate 3-epimerase activity. Gene Ontology annotation, cellular component: cytosol. NCBI's taxonomy places the organism in Eukaryota, Viridiplantae, Streptophyta, Magnoliopsida, Celastrales, Celastraceae. Gene Ontology annotation, biological process: pentose-phosphate shunt, non-oxidative branch; carbohydrate metabolic process; pentose-phosphate shunt. The record is from RefSeq and is a predicted model, not a curated record. The transcript has 10 exons. Bases 133 to 975 code for a protein of 280 amino acids.
AAACGUGGUGUCCACCCAUUUUUCACAUAAAUUUCUCUGAGAAUUUGAUAUCCUUUAAUGGAGAGAAGGGGAAAACACACCAAACUUUCUCUCCCUACCUAAUCGUUAAAGUCGAUAAGAGAGACAGAGAGGAUGUCAACGGCUUCACUGUGUUCAUCACCUCUUAGUACCCGGAUUGGUCAGGGCCUUGGGCCUCGAAAAACCCAUUUCUCUCAACCCAGUUCGCUCUCGUUUACUAGGAGGAAAGUUCAUACUGUAGUGAAGGCAACAGCGCGGGUUGAUAAAUUCUCCAAAAGUGAUAUCAUUGUUUCUCCAUCCAUUCUCUCUGCUAAUUUCUCAAAGUUGGGAGAGCAGGUAAAAGCAGUAGAAUUGGCAGGUUGCGACUGGAUUCAUGUCGAUGUCAUGGAUGGACGUUUUGUUCCAAAUAUUACAAUUGGACCACUUGUCGUUGAUGCCCUACGUCCUGUGACAGAUCUUCCCUUGGAUGUGCACCUGAUGAUAGUGGAACCUGAUCAGCGAGUACCAGACUUUAUUAAGGCUGGAGCAGACAUAGUGAGUGUUCACUGUGAGCAAUCUUCCACUAUACAUUUGCACCGUACAGUAAAUCAAAUAAAAAGUCUGGGAGCUAAAGCUGGAGUUGUCCUAAAUCCUGGUACCCCGCUAAGUGCGAUUGAGUAUGUCCUUGAUGUCGUUGAUCUGGUCUUGAUUAUGUCGGUGAAUCCUGGCUUUGGUGGACAGAGCUUUAUUGAGAGCCAAGUAAAGAAAAUAUCAGAAUUGAGAAGAAUAUGUGUGGAGAAGGGAGUAAACCCGUGGAUCGAGGUGGAUGGUGGAGUUGGUCCAAAAAAUGCAUAUAAGGUCAUCGAGGCAGGAGCUAAUGCUUUAGUUGCAGGUUCAGCUGUCUUUGGGGCUAAAGAUUAUGCUGAGGCUAUAAGAGGGAUCAAAACCAGCAAGAAGCCGGUAGCAGUAGCAGUGUGAUUUAUGAAACACCAAAGAUCUGGUUUGUUGUCGAGCAUUUGAUACAGCAGAUAAGAAGUAUGCUAAAUCUUGUUGUUGGACGUCCCAUUACUUGUUCAAUCUGAAAUAAAAAGAAGUCAAGGCUGUGCUCUGACUACCGCCAGGAGAAAUUGUUUGUAUAUACCUUACUGGGAAUUAAUAACCUCAACUUUUGAGGCAUUUCAACAAAACAAAGGAAGAUAAAUUGUCUUUUUUUAUGCUUACCUUUCAUGCUAA